Gongylonema pulchrum is the source of this 421-nucleotide messenger RNA. Lineage: Eukaryota; Metazoa; Nematoda; Chromadorea; Rhabditida; Gongylonematidae. The record is from the annotation of a GenBank genome assembly.
GCUGCUGUUGUCUCGCAAAGAUCGAGGACUGGUGAAAGGAUCAGGCCUACACUGGGAUCUGCUGUUGAUGGGCAUAUGCACUUUACUUUGCAGCAUUUUUGGGCUACCAUGGAUGUGCGCUGCUGCUGUCCAGUCACUUGCGCACUGCGGCUCUCUUAGUGUUCCUAAAAAAACGGCACCCGGUGAACGCCCAGAAGUGGAUUACGUAAUCGAGCAGCGAGUGACAACAAUUGGUGUAUCACUGCUCAUGGGAUUGUUCGCGUUCGGCGGCUCGUAUCUUCGGCUUCCUCUUGCGUCGUUAUUUGGUGUUUUCCUGUACUUGGGUGUUAUGAAUUUUUCUGGAGUGCAACUCGUUCAGCGAAUUAUACUAUUUUUCAUUCCGGAAAAAUACUUCCCGGACACUCCAUACACGGAAUCGGUA